This is a messenger RNA of Symbiodinium natans, 3423 nucleotides long. The record is from the annotation of a GenBank genome assembly. Lineage: Eukaryota; Dinophyceae; Suessiales; Symbiodiniaceae.
AUGGCCUCAUUGCCGGAGCUGCAGGACAAGGUUGCUGACCUGCAAAAGCAGAAUGAAAUCCUGGGCAUGGAGAACGAGAUGCUCGCGGACUACCUCCAACGCGAUGCAGAGAGGACUUCUGGCCUGGAGGAUACCGAUGAGGCCUUAUCAGACCUGCCAUCUUCACCUGUUGACAAGGGCAAGAAGGCAGCCAAAGGUGGCCGGCAAGGUCAGCAGCGACGGCAGUUGCCGACAGCAUUGAACCUGGAGGACAAGUUCAGGAUAGCAAACCAAGAGAUGGAAGCUUUGACAAAGGAUAUCGCACAGACGAAGUUGACAUCCGAUCAGAACCUUGACAUCCUGAAAGCAUUGAUGGAGGAAACAGACAUCAGGAUAGCAGAGGUCAAGCGGGAUGCCUACGAGUUCAGGCGCGACAUAGUCGUGGGUGCAGAGAAUCCUCGAACUGGCAAGACCGUUGCUGAGAAGGUCUUAAAGUACAUGGAGGACAAGCUGACGCAGAAGGACAUGCAGAUCAACAAGCUUCUCAUGAAGAACCAGGCAUACAAAGUGGCCAUCAAAAAGGCUGAGCAGCAGCUGAAGUCGAAGGCAGAAACAGGUGACGACCUGCAGUACAUCGACUUUCAUCAGCUGCAAAUCGAGAACUCCCAGUUCGUUAAACGCAUUGAGGAGGCGAAUCAGGAGCUCAUUGAGCUGAAACGACGCGCUGGGAGAACGGUCAAGAUCUUAAACAACAUGAAGAAGCGGCUAAGCAGCCUCACUGCCGAGGCGAAGUUCCUGGAAGAUGAGAUCAAAGAGCGGAAAGCCAUGCUUGCAAAGACGGAGCAUGACAUUGUCAAGGUCGUCGAGGAAAAGGAAGCAGCCAGAAAGGAGCACAAGAAGCUCCGAGCACAGUCUCGGCAGUCCCCUGAAAUGCCUCAAGUCGUGGACUACGUAAGCCAAAAAGCGGAGGCCUAUGAGCUGGAGGCGCAAAAGCGCAACUGGGAAAGGAAAGUGGAGUUGGCGGAGACUGCGGCCAAGCGCAUUCGUCAAGCUGUGAAAAGUGGAACACAGCUGUCGGACCCUCAGGCCUGGCCGCAGCUGAUUGUACAGGACAUGCCCCGCCUUAGCCCACUUGCUUCGCUGCAGAUCGAGCCGGCGCUGGAGUCUGCUAGAAUGUGGCUGGGCAACAAGUACUGGUGCAGUAGCCUCCCGAUAGGACGUGGCAAGGCCAGCAGCCAAGCCGUCAACAACUUUCAUGAAACGGGAGAGAGUGAGACCAGCGAGAUCCUAUCUUGUUUGAAUGCAGCUAUGAUCUUUCAGCGACGAGGUACGUUGUCAGCUCUUGUCAUUGGCCUCUUCGUUGGCCAUCCACCAAUGACAAGAGGUAGGGCACUGAGUGUCAGUGAGGGCCAAGGGCAGGGCGCGUGCAUGACAAACGACAAGGCAUUGUCCAUGUCAUUGGUCCAGAGCAGGCUGGCCCAAGUUUGGCUGCUGCUUGCAGCUUCGUAUGUGAUGCAGGUGCAGGUGUUGCUCCGGUCCUGGUUUUCUGCUAGCGGUUAUGCUGCUUUAGUUGUUGUUGCGGCAUCCGCCGGGGCAUUUGGUGCCCCAUUUCUAGACACGGUGCAGCUCUGUCUGGUGAAUCGCAUCGGAACCUCGGAAGUCGAGCAUGUCCUGGCAACGCAGACGCUGCGAGGAGCUCGUCACCUCGGGCAGCGAGUGAAAGUUUCUGGCAAGCUAAUUGAAGGCGUUACAUCCAAGGAUGUGAUUUUGCACAUCAUUGGUGUGAUCGGUACUGCCGGUGGUACUGGCAGUGUCAUCGAGUAUUGCGGAGAUGUGUUCGAGAACAUGUCCAUGGAGGCGAGGAUGUCCGUGUGCAACAUGACCAUUGAAGCAGGGGCGCGGGCGGGCAUGGUGGCUCCUGAUGACAUUACUUUCAGCUACCUGAAGGGAAGGCCCUUGUGCCCCAAAGGGAAAGACUGGGACAAGGCAGUGGAGUACUGGAAAAGCCUGCGCACCGACAAGGGGGCCAAGUUUGACAAAGAUAUCAACAUCGAUGCCGCUGACAUUGCUCCAACAGUGACGUGGGGCACAAGUCCUGAAGACGUCGUUGCCAUUACAGGAACAGUUCCCGAUCCCAAUGAGGCGAAGGAUGAGACGAAGAGGAGUGGAAUGCAGCGGGCGCUGCAGUACAUGGGUUUGGAACCUGGAACCAAGAUGCAAGACAUCUCCGUCCAAAAGGUGUUCAUAGGAUCGUGCACAAACAGCCGGAUUGAGGACAUGCGUAGUGUGGCCGCAGUCGUCAAGGGCAGAAAGGUGGCCGCAGGAGUGGAUGCCAUGAUCGUGCCUGGCUCCGGAUUGGUCAAAAAGCAGGCAGAAGCCGAGGGCCUUGACAAGAUCUUUGUGGAGGCUGGCUUUGACUGGCGGGAACCCGGUUGUUCCAUGUGCCUCGGAAUGAACCCGGAUCGCCUCAAGCCGCAGGAGCGAUGUGCAGCAACCUCCAACAGAAACUUUGAGGGCAGACAGGGACCGCAGGGCCGAACUCACCUCAUGAGCCCUGCAAUGGCGGCCGCUGCUGCUGUCACCGGAAAGCUCAAAGAUGUCCGCGAGCUCAUGCCAGAGAUGCAAGCCAGGGGCCAAGCUUCUGUGGCGAGGACUUUUCCUGUAGAACUUCCGGCCCAGCCGAUUGACAGCACUAUCUUUCGCAGGUGCAGCUCCCUCUGCCGGAGCCACGGGAAUGCCCAAGUUCACGAGGUUGACACGGACUGCAUCAUUCCGAAGCAGUUUCUGAAGACCAUUAAACGAACUGGGCUGGGCAAGGCUGCCUUCUUUGAGCUGCGGUAUGACGCACCUUGGCAGAACGAAGCAUGUUUCGAGCACAUGCCACGGUGCUAUCAAGUUGAGGGGCGGCAUGGUGACAGUGUAUUUUGCGAGGAUGAUGGCGUCACGGAGAACAAAUCGUUCAUCCUCAAUCAGGAGAACCACGCUGGCACUCUGCCGUCUCAGCAGUCCAUCCAACUAACUUGUGCUCAGGAACCAUACAGAACCUCCUCUGUUCUCAUUGCUGGUGACAAUUUCGGCACGGGCCCUGAAACCUGUGAUCUUGGGUGUUGCAAAUCCAGCUUUGCAGGGUUUUCAGGGGCAGCAGCUGUCAAGAUUGGCGCGCUGAUUGAGGAUGUGGCUCAUCACGCGAGCACGCGCAGUGAACUCGGCUUCGCCCAGCUGGCCCAGCUGGCCCAGCUGGCUCAGCUGGCUCAGCUGGCUGUUGUUCCCUUCUUGUUUUCAGCAUUGGAGGGUCUCCCAGUGGCGGGAGGGACGAGUACUCGUAGCUCUGAUCGCGCACCGCGCCGAUUAAGGCCAUGGGCUCUCAACGACCAGGGCAUCCGCUGCAUUAUUGCUCCCAGCUUCGCAGACAUCUUCUUCAACAAGUGGAGCCUGCACAGUUAA